AUGUUUAACUAUCAAAUUUUGUUUUUAUUUCAAUUAUUAAUAAAUUAUGGCACAACGAAUUGUUUUAGUUUGUUUGAAUCUUUAACAUCAACUACUAUAAUUCCAAAAAAUUUUUCUUUUUUUGAAAAUAUUACUUUAGGUGGACAAAAUGUAACUAAUAAUAUACAAGAUGUGGAGGAUGAUGAAUCGUCAGAGCCAGUAGAAUUUCUUGAAACAAUGAAUGGCGAUAAUUUGGUUAAGGGGGAUAAAGUUAUUGAAGUUCGAACAGAAUGGAAUACACAUGUAGGGAAUGAUGAUGCUGAAGCUACUGAAUAA
Meloidogyne enterolobii is the source of this 315-nucleotide messenger RNA. The record is from the annotation of a GenBank genome assembly. Lineage: Eukaryota; Metazoa; Nematoda; Chromadorea; Rhabditida; Meloidogynidae.